AUGGGACUGGUGAUGAUAGUGGUGUUAAUAUUGUUUAUGUUAAAUCUCGUUACGGGAAUACCAUACGCUGAACCACCGAUAGGUAAACUACGAUUCAAACAGACAGUACCAUUGAAACCGGAUGCCACCACCAAAGUGUCCACAACUAAUAUCAAUGGCCAACAAUUGAAACCAAUAAUGUGUGUCCAAUCGCUAUUGGCAUUCAAUACGUCGACAAAAAACCAGAUAAGCGAAGAUUGUCUGUAUCUGAACAUAUGGACUCCGAAUCUGACUCCUAGUGCCCGGUUGCCGGUAAUGUUGUGGAUACACGGCGGUAGUUAUCUUCACGGAUCGGCUUUCGAAGUGGACACUAACGGCCAAUUGCUGUUCAACGGUACACAAUUGGCGCUCCGGGAUGUAGUUGUUGUUGCGAUUAAUUACCGUUUAGGUGUUUUUGGUUUUCUAUAUGCUGGCGGACGGGAAGCACCGGGAAAUAUGGGUAAUUGGGAUCAAAAUGCUGCCCUCCAGUGGGUGCACAACACGAUCGGCAAUUUUGGCGGUAAUCCCGACGAUAUAACACUGGUUGGCCAGAGUGUUGGCGGUCUAUCGGUUAGUGGACAUAUGUUUAGCAGGUUUUCUCGGCAGUUGUUCAAAAAAGCUAUCAUACAAUCAGGUAGACUAUUGAAUUGGCACAGUUAGUUAUUGUUUAAACAAAUUU
Molecule: messenger RNA, 697 nt
Organism: Oppia nitens
Lineage: Eukaryota; Metazoa; Arthropoda; Arachnida; Sarcoptiformes; Oppiidae
Product: cholinesterase-like
Exons: 2
Coding region: 1-678 (225 amino acids)
Source: RefSeq, a predicted model, not a curated record